CUCUAAGCAACUAAAUGACCAGCAAGAGCUAAAGUUGCUCGCAGGUUCCUUUCUCCCCUUGAAAGUAGCUCAAUCUCUCCCUCCAGUCUCGCUGAUUAGGUUAGAUUUCAACCUCUUUCUACCAGAUUUUCUCACAAAUCCUCGAGUAUUUCCCUGCAGUUUCGUUUUUCUUUUUUAUAGGUAGGAAGUCCAUAUUUCCUCAUUCUCUUAUCUUUUGACAUAAUUCAAUGGAAACAUGAAGAGUUUUCCAGAACGGUUAUUCUGUUCUUUCUUCAAACCCAAGUAGCAGGGAGGUGGAUUGAAUUGAUGGGAACACCAAAGAUGUUCAUUUCCACUACCCACUUCGAUUUGUUCAACAAAAGAUCUGUUAAUGAGUUCCUCUUCACAAAAAUGUUCCUUUUUGUUACUUCUUUCUGGUUCUCUGCCACUGGCUACGUGUUUUAUCUGAUCGGCCUCAUCAGUAUUUACAUCUUUAGAUUUAAAACAAAUAAUACUUCUGAGAGCCAUGACAAAAGUUGCACCACCGUUGGUGUUACAGAUAGAGAGGCUAUCCUUCCUCAGGAAGAUGGUCCAAUUGUUGCUUCAAGUUGCCUUGAGCCUGAAAGAGAAUCUGAAAUUACCAUCUUUGAGGAUUCAGAUCAUGAUGAUGGGUUUCCUCAGGAAGAGGAACCGAAAUUCUGUUUCAAAUUUCAAUUUCAUACCUCUGAAGACACUCCUACAGGUUACAGAGAAUCCGAAGAUUCCAUUAACCCCAGUAAGGCCCCCACGGUGAACACUAGUAAAUAUCAAUUCUCUUCUGGGAAGGAUUUCUGUGGCUUCGUUGAAGAGCCGGAGGUUGUGAGCUUCGCUGUCAAAGAUUUAUAUGCAGAUUCAAAUUAUGACUCUUUCAGCGAUAAUGAGAUUAUCCAAGGUGGAUUCUUAUCGGAGAAGAUUCAACAACUCUAUUCAAAAGCUCAAGUUGUUUACGAAGAAUCAGUAGGAAAUUACAGCCCUGUUGAUCUCAGCAAAGAAGAAUCAGGAAAAACAAAAUCUGAACCACUCACAGAAGCUCAGGUAGCUGAAAAGGAAGAGCAAGUUAGUCCAGAAACUGAUUUACCCGGCAAGGAGGAUAUCUCUUAUGAAGUUCAGUUUCUAUUCGAAAAAGACUUUGUGGCUUUAGAUUCUGAACCAGAAUCGAUUAGUUUAAGCGAUGUAUUUUCUCUGAAGGAUCAUGCUUUUGAUUCCAAUAGUGAUGAAUUCUUGUCGGAGAGAGAUUUCGGAGAAGGAUUAGAUACUGGAACUCAGAUAUAUUUUGAUGGAGAGAAGGUAAAAUUAGCAGAAGAAACACAAGGUUACGAAGAGCCACAUCUGCAGAAUUCAAGCUUCCUGGACAGAGCCAUCGAAAUCAGCGAUGGGUCAUUCUCUGUUUGGAAACCUAUCAAACAGAUAAGCAAUAGUAUUGACAAUGAGAUUGAACUAAGAGAAAAGAUUCGAAAUUCUGAAGAACCCAGUUUUCAAAAAUCAAGCAAUCUGGUACACGCAGAAGUUCUGUCAGAUGAAGAUUUCAGCGACGACGAAGAUAUCCCAGACCCAGAAGUCAUUUACGGUAGCCAAGAAAAAGAGACAAUGGAUGGUUUAGAAAGAUCUGAACAACCGAAUUUGCAGGAUUCAUCAGUACCAGAAUUAGAUGAUACAAACAGGUUGGAGAUUCUGUGGGAACAUCAGGAUUUGAUAGAACAGCUGAGGAUGGAACUGAGAAAGGUUAGAGCUACAGGACUUCCCACCAUCUUAGAAGAAGAUGAAUCCCCGAAGAUGAUGGAAGAUCUGAAACCCUGGAAGAUUGAUGAGAAGUAUCUGCACGAGGAUAGAAUGGACGAGCUACACAGAUUCUACAAGAGUUACAGGGAAAGAAUGCGAAAAUUCGAUAUCUUGAAUUAUCAGAAGAUGUAUGGAAUUGGUUUUCUCCAGCUGAAGGAUCCACUUCAAUCGAUUUCAAGCCGAAGAUCGUCCACUCCAGCGAUCGCUUCCGUUUUGUUCCACAACUUAAGAUUGUUUAAACGUGGAAGGGUUGAGGCUGACCCGACGAUGAAGUUCGCCAGAGAGCUGCAGAGAGAUUUGGAAAUGGUGUAUGUAGGACAAGUCUGCCUCUCUUGGGAGAUCCUCAAUUGGCAAUACAACAAGGCCCAAGAGCUGCAGGAAACGGACCCAGAUGGUCUCCGGCGAUACAACCAGGUCGCCGGAGAAUUUCAACAGUUUCAAGUGCUCAUCCAGAGAUUCCUGGAGAAUGAGACUUUCGAAGGGCCCAGGGUUCAAAACUAUGUCAAGAAUCGAUGUGUUCUUCGCAACCUUCUUCAACUUCCAGUUAUAAAAGAGGAUUCUGUGAAAAACAAAACGAAAGGGAAAAGAAAGAGAAGAGAGAACGACGUGAUCACAAGUACAAUGCUAACACAGAUCAUUGAGAAGUCGAUGCAAAUCUUCUGGGAUUUUCUUCGUGCUGAUAAGGAUGAAACCAAUGUGAUCUUGAAGGGAUUUCUGGGGACCCAAGUUGAACUCCAAAACUCCGCAGACUCUCAACUUCUGAUGGAUGUGCGAACAAAUCUUCAGAAGAAGGAGAAGAGGCUCAAAGACCUUUUGAGAAGUGGGAAUUGCAUUGUGAAGAGAUUGCAGAAACACCAUCAAGAAGGCAAAUUCGAUCAAACCAUGUUCUGUUCUCAGGUUGAUAUGAAAUUAAUGUCCAGAGUACUGAACAUGUCGGCAAUAACAACAGACCAACUAUUAUGGUGUCAAAAGAAAUUAAACAAGAUUAGUUUUGUAGGAAGGAAGAUUCAGAGAGAACCCUCAAUUUUGCUGUUUCCAUGUUGAACUCGUUUUCAUCAUAUUCUCACACUUUAAAAUGUCUUUCAUCUGUAGAUCCAUACAUAUAUACUUUGAAAGGAGAAGAAAUAUACAAAAAAUAUUUUGAUCUUUUGGCUGUG
This is a messenger RNA of Nelumbo nucifera (sacred lotus), 2954 nucleotides long. RefSeq lists its product as uncharacterized. The record is from RefSeq and is a predicted model, not a curated record. Lineage: Eukaryota; Viridiplantae; Streptophyta; Magnoliopsida; Proteales; Nelumbonaceae.